AUUUAAAAUUGGUAGAAUAAGAGGAGAAGUAGGGAGAAAAACCCGGAACAUCGUCAACCCGAGUACCGAGUUGACUCGGAGCGGCGAAGUUAAAGAAAGCCACAUUCCCGUUGAGCUUAACCAAGCAUUUGCAGACACAACAAAACAAAAUCAUAUGCAGAAACAUGAACAGAGCAACAAAAGCUGUGAUUUCCAGCAUUCAGGCCACCCAAUACAACCUUAAAUCGACUGCCCUCUUUCACUCCACUCCUGUUCUUCAACGCAAAAGACGUUCUAGCCCCUGGGACACCAGGGGAAGUGCUUCUAAGGGUUCUACAAGGCGAGCUAAAUACUACAGAUAUUCAGGAAAACAGAACCGUAAAGAAGAAUUGCUGCGCAAUGUUAGUGCUUUCGCAGAAAAUCUUUUUCAGGGCUUGAACUAUGAUUAUGAAGAAUAUGAACGUGAACCAUCUUCAAGUCGUGGCAGGACCUGGUUUAGACCAGAUUUCAGGGAUAAGGGAUCCAAAGCUGGUGGGUCUAAUUAUAAGGGACCCCGAUCUGGGCGUAGAAGGGGUUUUCAGUUCUGUGAAGAUGAUGAUGAUGUUGAAAACCUUUUCCAGUCUGCAUUUGGUGGAAAUAAACAUUACUUUUGGUCUUUCAUGAGUGAUGAACCUCCUCGGAGCUCAUCAGGAUACAGUUAUAACAGUAGGUACUCUUCGAGAUGGAAGUGGACUCAUGAAGAGGAUUAUGAUACUGAUGCUGACAGGUCAGAGUCAGAGUCAAAUUCAACUUCAGAUAGGAAGACACUUGGGUUGAGUGCUACUGGUCCUUUAAAUGCGGAUGAUGUUAAAAUUGCAUAUCGAAAAUGCGCAAUGAAAUGGCAUCCUGAUCGUCACCAGGGCUCAUCAAAAGCUGUGGCGGAGGAGAAGUUUAAGGUCUGCAGUGCUGCUUAUCAAUCAUUAUGUGACAAAUUGGCCUUAAAUUGAUAUUCCCAAUAGUCGAUCUCCUUACUAAAGCAGACUGAUAUGAUCUCAAUUCUCAUGAUUAGGUUUAAUCAAUGACCAUAGGUAUGUACUUGGCCCGAAUUUUUUGUUGAAUGAUCUUCAGAUUUCAUGAAAGCUUGAAAGUUCAAGGAAUCUCUGGCUGAAGAUAUGCUAUAAACUGCGAGGUUGUACACAGAGCAGUAUUUGUAAUGUAACUUGGAUAUUUAUUUAUUUUAAAUAAUAUUUUUAAUUUAUCAUA
Daucus carota subsp. sativus is the source of this 1221-nucleotide messenger RNA. RefSeq lists its product as uncharacterized. The record is from RefSeq and is a predicted model, not a curated record. The transcript has 7 exons. The coding region runs from base 165 to 965 and encodes 266 amino acids. NCBI's taxonomy places the organism in Eukaryota, Viridiplantae, Streptophyta, Magnoliopsida, Apiales, Apiaceae.